ACACAGACAGUGCAGACGUACUGUGACAGGGUAUUUUCUCUUUUUUGUACUCAGUGCUGUUCUCCAGCGCACGCUGUGUUAACAGUGCAUGUUUCCUCAGCAUGUUUUGGCACGGACAGACAAGGCUUGACAGAGCUCAACAAUCACCGUAAGGCUCUCCGAAAGGGACUGUUGAAUUUGACGGAUCAGAGUGAGAAGGGGGAUCUGUGGCUGAGGAGAGAAGAUUCAAGGCUGAAAAAGCUACAACCACCUCCAGACGAAGGAUUUAACUUUGUGAUACCUGCCUGGAAACAUCUUUAUUACACUUCUCCUUUCUGUUACUGUAAUAUUGCAAAAAAAAAUAAUAUCACCACUUUGACUGCAACUUCUACUGCUACUGUGGAAGUAGGGCAGAUUUCAGCACUUUGAUGUCCAGCCAACAAAAUAUGUCUACAGAUAGAAUGCUUGACCACUGCAAAGCACCAAAUAAUGGGACUUACCAAGCCCUCUCCUAUCUGAUGAUAGGAGAAUUUGUGCUGGGUUUGCCUCUCAACCUGUCCGUCCUCUACAUCUUCGUCUUCAGGUUCAAGUUCUGGAAGAACAAAAGCAUCUUCCUGUUCAAUAUCGUGGUUGCGGAUUUCUUGCUUGUGGCCUUACUUCCUGUCAAGGUCUACCAUUACCAGCACGGCGUGAGGCGCAGCGACAAUGAUGUGGUUUGUAAAAUGAUGCUUUUCAUGCUGUUUCUCAACCGAGGAGCCAGCAUAGCCUUCCUCAUCAUCCUGUCCCUCGAUCGCUACUUCAACGUGGUCCAUCUUGGAAGGAGAAAUUGUGUCAACGUGUUUAAGAAAUCUCCUCAGAUCUCUGUCAUCGUCUGGCUCCUCUUGCUUCCCCUCACCAUCCCCACCAUGGUCAAGACUUUUGAGUGCUGCAACAGUCACGGCCGUGUAAAGGAGACGUAUGCGCACGAUGUGACGGACACCUUUAGAGAGGUGGUCUUCUUUAUCCAGAUCAUUAUCCCCUUCAUCAUCCUGGUCUACUGCACGGUACGCAUUGUCAGCCGGCUGAAGAAGAAAACAGUCGGGGAGAAGACCAAACUGAGGAGAGCUGUGUGCGUGGUCAUGUCAGUUGUUGUUGUCUUCGCCAUCUGCUUCCUGCCCUGCGCUAUAGCCAGAGCCGUGCUGCUGGGCGUCCGGCUGCAAAAUAUGCAGGGAGCAGAGGACAUAGCGGUUCAGGUGUACGACAGCCUCAUGGUUUUGUCUUACACUGACUGUCUGCUGGACCCGCUGGUAUACUGCUUCUGCAACUCAGGGUUCAAAGAUGCUUACAUAUCCACCUUCUGUCCUACAUUUCUUCAGAAGAAACUGUUGACCUAUGACUCUGGGAUGGGAACCAAAGCAACUACCACAACUUCUGGAGGUAGAACUAAUUCAGUGCCGAUAAUCGAGAAAUGAAUGUUUUUUUUCUGAUAAACUGAGAUCCUAUCUCAAUGGUAGCAUAGGCAUUGUAUUUACUAUUACAUAUCAGUGUGGACAUCAGUGAUCCACACACACAGUGGAUUUUAAGCUAAUCUGACAGAUUAUUCUCUGAAAAAUCUCAGAAAAACCACGUUGACAUUUUAAGGUCAUCAAAUGCCCUUUACUAGAAGGUGGCACACAUGGCAUGUGGUGAGUCUGUCGACCAGAAUGCAGGUCACAGAUCAUCAUACACUAAAAAAACAGAUCAGUGUUUUUAAAAGCCUUCUACAGGAGACAAAGAAAACCUUUUGCACUUUUGCAAUGUCAAAUGCAUACUGACGUAGACUCAGUAAGAUGUCGUUAGAUUGUCAUCAGUAGUUCUGUUAUCUCUCCUUGUAAAUAAAUCACCAAAUCGCAACCUGCACAUUUACAUAUGAAGGUGGUUGCUCAACCAAAAUAUUACAAACAUGAAUGUAGGUGUACAGAGCAUUUAGGUGGAAAAACAGGUUCACUUAUAAAGUCGAGAUCCUGUCUGACUGGUGCACUCACAUGGCUUUAUAUUAUGUAGCUGCUGCCUGAUCUAAUGCAAAAUUCAGCACUUAUUUGUAACGAUAGGAAACAAUGUGUUAGAUGUAAAUGUACAUAUCAGCUGCAUGCUUUAAAUAGUACAAUUUAAAUAGAUAUUUAACAGCAUUAUUUACUUGAAUAUAUUGAAGCAUUUUUUAUUUAUUAGGAUCUCUUUCAAACCAGAUGUGAAGGAUCCGAGAUUAUGGCAUUUCUCUUGUGACUGCAUAUGCUGGCCUUGCAAUACCUACAGAGUAAUCAGCAUUAUAGUGUGGAGAGCCCAACAUACGGUUUAGCAGCUUGUUAAAAGUCACUGUACUGAAUGUUUGCAGAGUUCUCAUUUACCUCUCAGGACACUCUGCAUAGCUUAGCAUCAUGUUUAUUAUCUAUACCUCGAAUCAGCUGGAUCCGUCCUUAUGGGGGUUCACAGUCAGAGCAUAUUGUGAAUUGUGAAUUCUAUUAUGUGUUCUGACAUUGCCCCCAAAAUGCACAUUUAUAUGUCAAUGCCUUACAGCUGCGUCAUCUGUCUUGAGGAAGUCAUUUCUUUCUGUGGUCUCACUCACGCUGCUUGUCUCAAGCCUCACCGAUUGUUCAUGUUGUUGAAUGUUGUAAACGAGUAUUGUGGUGUUCCAACCACCACUCCAAAAAUGUCAAAUCCAAGUGGACGACGAAAACCUGGAGAGCCGUAUUAAACCUUCCUCAUUUAAACUGUGUACAUUUUUUUGCAAUUCUGAUGAUCUAAAUUGAAUUAUUUGUAUAAGACUGUGAUACUGACUGAAGAUCUUUGUUUACUGCUGCUGUAAAUACACAGAACAUAUCUAAGGGAGAGAGUCCGCAAGAGAAGAGUGUUGUCUUCUCUCUGCAAAACAUCUCAUUACAUUAAAAUGUAGACUACUGUCAUAUAAACACAA
Molecule: messenger RNA, 2908 nt
Organism: Stegastes partitus (bicolor damselfish)
Lineage: Eukaryota; Metazoa; Chordata; Actinopteri; Pomacentridae
Product: hydroxycarboxylic acid receptor 2-like
Exons: 3
Coding region: 408-1430 (340 amino acids)
Biological process (GO): G protein-coupled receptor signaling pathway
Cellular component (GO): membrane
Molecular function (GO): G protein-coupled receptor activity
Source: RefSeq, a predicted model, not a curated record